GGCGCGUCUCCCCGCAGCCCGCUUCGCCCCGCAGCCUCUGCCUGGGCCCGGGCGGUGCCGAAGCGGGGGCGCGCACAGCCCCGCGGCUCCGCUCCGCUCCUCUCGGGCUCGGCGGCGGCCGGGUGGGCGAGAUGUCGGGCUGAGCGGCCGCGAGCCCGGGGGUGGGGUCCGCCGCGCCCGGGGGUUGGGACCGUCCCCUCGGCCGUCCCGCCCCGCCGCCGCGCUGCGCCCAUGGUGAUUGUGCAUCGCGGCGCGGAGCCGGGGCAGCGCUCCGACCUGCCGCCGCCGCCUUCCCACCCCGCGGCCGGGCCGGGUCGGGCCGGGCCGGGCGCCCAGGUGUUGGUGUCUUCAGGCUCCUUUAGGGUUUAGUUCUGAGGAAGUAGAGACACAGGGAUUUAAUCUAUUUCACACACAAAACUACAGCUCCACACCAGUAUUCUUUUCCCUUCGUCCCAUCCCUCCUCUCCCACAGGGAAGUUUAGUUUGGUAAUUACCUUAACGGUCAUUCACUCCCCUUUCCCCCUUCACAAAUCUACCUUGGUCCUUGAGGCAUCAGGUAGACACUGACAGUUCCAGGUACAGGGGAACGUUCCCAUCAUCGUUCCGUGCGUGCUUUGGGAGCUUCAGCAGCACCCUUCCCUCCGUCGGAGUGCGGUGCAGAGGAGGCAUCCAGAAGACCUGCUUGCCCUCCCUCUCCGAGCAGUAGUAGGGAUCCGGGAGAAGGGGUACCUGCCGGGACACGUGACGUCCUCACGGAGCCAGGACCGAAGCAGCACUCGGCACGCCGAAGGAAGCACCUCUUUGGCACCUUCAUCAUCUUCCGCUCCUCCGGCACCAAAUCUCUGAGAAUUUCCAUUGAAAAGAAACCUUGAAGGUUGCAAGACAAGUCCAAGAUGUGCAGUUCAGUUGCUCCCAGGCUGUGGUUCUUAACAGACCGUCGCAUCAGAGAAGAUUACCCUCAGCAGGAGAUCUUGAGAGCCUUGAAGGCCAAGUGCUGUGAAGAGGAGCUAGAUUUUCGGGCCUUGCUGAUGGAUGAAGUGGUCCUGACCAUCGAGGAUGGAAAUCUUGGUCUCCGGGUGAAUGGUGAGCUUAUUACUGCUUACCCACAGGUGGUGGUUGUGCGUGUACCAACACCUUGGGUCCAAAGUGACAGUGAUAUCACAGUCCUUCGCCACCUAGAGAAGAUGGGUUGUCGAUUGAUGAAUCGUCCCCAAGCCAUCCUCAACUGUGUCAAUAAGUUCUGGACGUUUCAAGAACUUGCUGGUCAUGGUGUACCCCUCCCAGACACCUUUUCGUAUGGUGGUCAUGAGAAUUUUGCCAAAAUGAUUGAUGAGGCGGAAGUGCUGGAGUUCCCUAUGGUGGUGAAGAACACGCGGGGUCACCGAGGCAAAGCUGUAUUCCUGGCACGAGACAAGCACCAUUUGGCAGACCUGAGCCAUUUGAUCCGUCAUGAUGCCCCUUACUUAUUUCAAAAAUAUGUUAAAGAGUCCCAUGGCAAGGAUGUACGUGUCAUCGUAGUAGGAGGCCGUGUGGUGGGCACCAUGCUCCGUUGCUCAACAGACGGGAGAAUGCAGAGUAACUGCUCACUUGGUGGUGUAGGGAUGAUGUGCUCACUGAGUGAACAAGGCAAGCAACUGGCAGUCCAAGUAUCAAACAUCCUGGGGAUGGACGUGUGUGGCAUUGACCUGCUGAUGAAGGACGACGGUUCAUUCUACGUCUGCGAGGCCAAUGCAAAUGUAGGUUUCAUUGCCUUUGACAAGGCUUGUAAUCUAGAUGUAGCUGGUAUCAUAGCGGACUAUGCCGCUUCUCUUUUAACCCCCGGUCGCUUGACGCGGCGCAUGUCCUUGCUCUCUGUGGUGUCCACGGCAAGCGAGACUAGCGAGCCAGAGCUGGGCCCUCCAGCUAGUGCCGCUGUCGACAAUAUGAGUGCUAGCUCCAGCUCUGUCGACAGCGACCCUGAGACCACGGAGAGAGAGUUGCUCACCAAGCUCCCGGGGGCUCUAUUCAACAUGAACCAGCUAUUAGCCAAUGAGAUCAAACUUCUUGUGGAGUGAUGCCACGUGUAAAUAGAUGACCAACAGAACUCUCUCUUGUAAAAAUUUCCUUUAAACCAACUUGCAAUGCUGUUUAUCAGAGAAGCUCAGAGAAAUGAGGAAAGGGGAGUCAAUCAAGAGAGCAAGAUUAAAAGACAUGCGUUCUGUGACUGCUGCCCCUAUGUUUUUGCAGAACAUAGUACUGUGUUCAUUCUUCAGCAUCAGUUUUCUAAUGAAGAUGCUCAAUUCACAACCUAAAUGGGAGUUUUAUUUGGAUGCUGCUUUGGUCCCCAGACAUAUUGCAGUGCACAUGUGUUCACAGGAAAGCAUUGAAGCAUGAUUCACUGGAAGAUUUUCAGAAAGCUCUGGCAGCUCUCUAGAAACUUCCGGGAAUUAAUGCAGCAGUUAAGUCUCUUCUACCUCUGUAAGGCUUGAUCCUGUAAAUUGCUCAGUGCCUUUAGUUCUCAAUGAGAGUUGAAGGUGUCAAAUGCCAGGUAUUUCAAUGUUCCUGGACACCUACUGUUCCCUCUCUUGUAGGUGGGAGCCGUAGGUUCAGCAUACUUUUAAAGUCAUCCCUUUCUGACCUUGCAGGAUAUGGCCCUUCAAAUGAUGAGGCAGAGAGAAGUGUCGUUUGACUUAAUGUGAGCUUUCUGUACAAGUCUCUAAUUUGUGCCGUCUUGGUAUUAAUUGGCAGCUUUGUGUCCAUAUUUCUUUAUAAAGCUUUUGAAGGAGGAUUUCUAGAACUUAUGCUUUUCUCAUUUCAACUCCAGAUUUUGGAAGGUAUGCAGGGGAAUUUCUCAUUAUAUUUGUGGCAGAAGUGUCACGUUUUAACUAUUUUUGCAUGAUUGGAGGAGAUAAACAGCACUGUAAUGUUUGGUAUACAAAAUAAUGUUUAAUCCAAUGUGAAAAAGAAUUACACUAGUUUAAAACAAACGUGCAUUGACUUGUAUUUGUUAGUGUUUUAGUCUUUUUGAGAGAGAUCUGCAAUGUUAAUGUUCUUUUUUUUUUUAAUACAUGCUAGUCCAACACUCCCUUCUCUAUGCCUGCAUCUUUAACAGUGGCCAAAGUGAAAACACUGCAGAAUAUUUGCUAAGAAAACACUGAGUGAAAGCCUGUACAGUUUUUUUUUUUGGGAGGGGAGGGUGAUAUUUUUUGUUCUUCGGGGGGAGAAAUGUGGUAAGUGUGGAGGAGUGAAAAGUUGGUUAAAAGUGAUUAGAAUUCUAGAGGUACUUUAGAAUAAAGCUGCAGUUCAUACAAUACUUGCAAGGUUUACUUUUUCCCCAUUGAAAAUACUUAAAAGCUGAUGUCAGAAAUCCAAAGAGCGUAACUGGGGAGAAAUACUAAAUUCUUAGUUUUGGGAAAUAUGCAGCAAAUUAAAUUUAAAAAAAGAAAAAAGGAAAAAAAAAAAAGAGAGCUCAGCCAGAAUUAAAAAAAAAUAAAAAUAAAAAAAUAUAUAACCUAGGUCCAUAUACAAUUAACAAAUUGAUCCUGGACCCUUAUGUGUAUGUGGUGUGAGUGCACACACUUGUGUGUUUGUAUAUGCACAUUUGCUUUGCUUCAUUUCCUUUUGGGUUUUGGCUGUUUAGAUCCUAUACUUUUUCUAGGCUGCCUGAUUUUUCUUAGUCCUUCUGGCUGUGCAUUUUGUCAUUACCCUUGAGCUGUUUUGGAAAACAGAUAACCAAAACAGAUAUACUGAGUCCAUUUUUCAGUCCCUAUCUUCCCCCUCUUUUUCCUCCUCCUCCUCCCUCUGUUCUCAUUCCUUUCCCAUUUUCUGGGUCCAUAAAGCCCUGGAACUAUAUAUAUGUGUGUAUGUGUGUGUGUAUAUAUAUAUAUAUAUAUAUAUAUAAAAGAUAGAAAUAUAUAUAUAUAUAUAUAAACAUAAGCCUCUUUUUUUAAAAACAAAAGGUAAAAUGUUUACAACUGAAAAACAAUCUUGUGAAAAUAGGGUUUGUUUGGAGGGGGGUUGUGUGUGUGCAAUGCUGCUGUUUUCUGGAUACUUAAUGGAGCAUGUCCCAUGUACCCUCUGAGGCUCUGCACUGCCCACCUCUGUGGCCCCUCCUCACCUCUCUGCUGCUCUGCUGUUUUAUCUUCACUUUGGACCUUAGACACAACUCACGGACAUUAUGCAGAGAGUCUUCAAGAGGCAAUAAACAGUAUUAACCUGCUUUCAUGGAAGUUUGAUCAUGCUUCUUUGUACAGUUUGUUUUUUUUAUUAUUAUUAUUUUAUUUUAAAAGGAAUGUAAUAAAAUGGCUUUUUUUUGUAGAAUUAAAUAUUAUUAUUAAAAUCAAGUGAAAGGUUGACUAUUGGUGUUAAGCAAGAGAAGUGGACCAGCUGGUCCAGCAACAAAAGGAGCUUCAGCAGUCAAGGUAUUUUCAAAUCUUCUGAGCCUUCGAGUGCACAGGUUAUACUUGAAGAAUAUAAAGGUCUUCAACUUCUGUGAAGAGUUGCAGAAACACAGAACACAAAAGAAAACUAAUUUUCUAGUCAUUGAGCAGUCUGUUCAGAGGCUCUUAUCCGCUGGUUUGUUUAUCUAAGGGGAAUUUGGGUGUUAGUUCUUUGGUUUUUUUCUCCCUUCCUGUUCCGCCCCCCCCUUUUUUUUCUUUUCCUUUUUCUUAUUAGUGGUAGGUGCCUGCACUUCUUGAGAGGCUGAUAGGGUCAACCCUUCCCUUUUCAGCUGUCACACACAUUGAGCACAUGUAGGAUAACAGCAGAGAGUAAGGAUAUGCUGGUUGCUACAAUAGGACCUCUGUAUUUCUAUCACAGGAGAUACCUUUUAGAGUAGAGAGCAGAUAACUGAAUAUUCCGGACUGUUUUUUUAAGGCUCCAUUCUAUUUUGUGGAGAAAUGCUGUGAUGCACAGGAACUUUACAUUUCUUAUCACCCUUUCAGAAUGUCCAGGUAACAUCUUAAAGUAAUAAAAUUUGUGAAGUAAACAUGAGAUUUUUUGAAAGACAAGCAGUGGAUUGAGAGACUUACAGUUUGUUUCCCUUGUGAUGAGGUGCUCCUCUGUGGUUGGUUCUUCCCCAGCAAGUUUGGAGAUAAGUCUUUGCAUAGUGGUCAGGGAAGAAGACAGUAUUUGAAACAUCACGUACGUUUGUUUGUACGUAAGUUACUGAUACUGCACAUGGAAACCUUGCUUGAAGACUCAUUGGUAUGAAUAGGCACACUUGUCUGAUAUAUUUACUCAGUAUUUAUCCAGUGCUUUUGAAAUAGUGAAAUGUAUAGAAUGGGAUGGGUUGUGGAGGGAGCUUCUUGUUUUCACUUAAAGCAAAAAAAACACCACCAUCCAAAUCUAGUCUGUUGUAACCAGGCAGUAUUUCCCAUUUAAGGUGAACUUUACAGGUAUCAGCUUUAUAUGCUGUAUUUCCUUCAGUUACGUACGCUGAAAAACACAUGCUAAACUUUCAUGCAGUUGCACUAACACUACCUCUGUACUUGAGUUUGGAAGCUUAUGGUGAAAAAGUGGUCAAUGUAGUGCUGGAGUAUAAUAGCAUUAAUACAUCUGAUGGUGAUACAAUUAUUUUUGUAUUUUUUAAUGUUUGAAAGAAUCAGUUAGAAACUCGUUUGCAACAAUAAGUUUCUUAAACUACAUCUGAUAAAAUUGUUUUUUUUUCUUUUUUUGUAACAGUGCAGAUUUUCUUCUGUUAAAUUUAAUAUGCUUAUAAUUGAUGUCUUGCUGUGUCAAUAUAUGGAUUGUAUGUUAAGCUUUGUAUUUAAUGCUUUAAUGUGUUUUAUAAAAUACUUUUAUGGAAUGUUAUACCAUGUCACCCAUAAUGCAAUAGAAGGUUAAUGCUUGAUGCCUAUGUGGACUGUUGACCUUUUUGUUCUGCUAAUGGUCACUCUUGGAGCAUUUUCUUCCACUUCGUGGGCUAUCUUCCAUGUGUGAUACUUACUCAGGACAUAACCUCUGGAACAUCGGUGUUUGUCAAAUGCAAAGGAUACUUCUUAAGAUGUAACAUUGGACUUCAAAAUCCAACACGUGACAUUUGCUAAAUCUUUUCUCUGCCUUGUUGUGGAAAUUUGUCAGUUAAAUGUGUAAGGGACCCUAAAGGAUUAGAGAGACUUUGUGGAAACAAAUCCCAUGUACAGUAUCUUUCUCAUGGCUCACUCUUUUUGAGAAGGUUUAUGGGCUUUAUGGCUGGUGUGAGACAUACGACCCACUCCUGUUCUCUCUAUGGAAUUGUAGGUGCUCGGACAGGAGCCAAAAAAGUCAAACAAUCCAGAGAAAACCUUCCCUUCUCCCCUUUCCGGUGGCGAGAGUGAGAACUUAUGAAAAAUCCUUGAGAAUGUUUCUUCCUAAACUUUUCCCCCCAGUAAUGCAAGCGGGUAGAAUGGUAAACGCAGCAGUUUGGUGACAUCUAAAACCGACCUGUUGUCAGGUAAAUUGACUCUUUUCUGCUCUUAUGUAACCUUCGUAAAUUUGCUAACUUGUUUGCCUUCCUUUCUUCCUGUUUUCCCAGUUGGUCCAUUUUGGUGAAACUUUCUGAAUGAUUUCUUUACCAGUGAUAUUUAGAUAAAUCUUACUUUUUUUUAUAUCCCCUCCUUAUACAUGCUGACCUUUAAGAAGUCUGUCAUUGUCCUUUGCUUUACUCAGAUGAGACAAAAAUUAGGGCAGGUUAAAAGUCCUCUCAUGGUAGAUAUAUGAGAGAGUUUUGUAAUACAUUAAUUCUACCUCUUUAUCGCUUUUAGGUAGUUUGCUUUUAAGUGUACUGUUUUAGCUUAGGUUCUUGAAAGAUAUAAUGCUUUCCAGUUGCAAAGUGACCAUAACAUUUAACUGCAUCAGUUGGGAGCUGAGAGGUACAUAAAAACGAGUACUAAGGAAAUUAAAUUAAAUUUACUAAAAUUCAGUAGAGCUGGAUCGUAUGAAGAGGACAGAUGGGAGAAUGUGUGUUCUAGAAGAAAGAAAAAACAAAACAAGUUGUGGGUCUGAUUAUUUAUUAGCAAAGGAUGGGGGAUUCAGUUUAUGUUGCCCUCGGUAAUAGAUCUAAAUACCUGUAAAUGUUAUCCUUCUCUGUAAACUCUCUCCUUUAGUCUCAAACCACUUCAAAGUUGAUGGGAACUUUAGGUUUUAUUUUGUGCGAAGAGGAGAAUCUGUAUUUUAUAUACAGUGGUAAAUAUCAGACAAUUGGAAUUCCAUUCAAAGUAGAGGAAUGCUAACCUUCGGACAGGCUUCGAAGUUUCCUGAUGCCGUGUUUUAUUUCUCAUGACAUCUGUAAAGAAUUGGCUUUUGUUUCAAUCUUUUUUUCUGUGUACUUUAAAUAACUCCUCUAUAUUAUCAUUAAAUACUGUACUUUUCUCAGUUUGUGUUUUCCUGGAACGCAGCAAAUUUGUCAGCACUACCGUAAAUUACAUCUUCAGAUUACAGUGGGAGGGAAUAAUUUUGGAGCCAAAUUUUGCUCUCAGCUAUGCUGAGAUAAACCUGGAAUCUCUAUGUGAUAUCCAAUUUCACUGGUAUAAUUGAGUGUAUAAUUUGUUUCUUUAAUUUUACUUUUAAGAUAAUUUUACAGACAUGUUAUACUUAUGUUUCUAAUGCUUUUUCCUUUCAGACACACCCGCUUCUUGCGUCUCAGCAGUGGGCAGGCCUAUUCCUUUAUUUGUGUAAUAUUUUUGUACAUCAGCUGCUAUAGGACAUGGGUGUAACACUUCUCAGGCAUGUGGUUGGGUGUCUUUCUGGGGGAGAGCUUUGUGGGUUUAUAGUAAUGUCUAAAAAAGAAUUUAUUUUCCUCAAAUUUGUUGAACAAAUUCACGUUGUCUCAUAGUUUAAUAUCUCCAAUCUUACUUCCAAAGUAUUACUUGAAGAUUUUCUUGAAAGAAGGACAGUACUGGUUCUUUGUAGUGUCUGCAAAUGAUCUUUUGGGGGGAGAGUUAAUAAAAAUUUACUGCAUUCUGCAGAAGUUAAUCUUUAAUAUUGCUUGAAAGAUGUUUUUACAGAUUAUGCUCCUGCCUGCUUAUGGAAUGGCUUUCAAAGCCUUAUUGGUUGUUCCUUGUUCAUGUUGAUUGUUCCCAGUGCUUUGCCUGGUGUAUAGGGAAACAUUGUAGAACUUGAAUAAAACCAUGACAUCUUAGACAAAGGAUGGUGAUUAUGUAAGUGCUGAACAAGAACUUCUUCUAUAUGCCCUUCUGCUGCAACAGAAUAUUAAAACUGGUAGGUGGCAGCAGCAGCAGAAGAAACUCAUGUGACUGUGACCUGAGAAACCUACAGUACUGGGAGAGAUGGAUUGCAAAAUAUUAACUGGAGUAAUGGGGACGGAGGAGAGAGGCAGAGUCCCUGAACUGUCCUUUUGAAUGGUGAGUCUAAUUUACUGAAUUCUAACCAUCACAAGACUAGCUGUAUUACAGUAGACACAUGGUUCUAUCUGAUUUAAUGUUUGGUUACCUGAUGUCCUAAUUCUGGUCUUUAACUCAACAUUCCAUUUUCCUCUCUGCUUCUGUAAGGUACAGUAUAUGCCCUAAAAAUUUAAACUUCACUAAAAUUGCCAUAUCUUAAGAAUAUGGAAAACUAGGGCUGGAAGGAAUUAAUCUAGUCCAUUCAUCUAUCUGCCCCACAAGAAGAUCAGUCCAAGUUAUGCUGUUGAUGACGUUUGUUUUAACAUUUUUUUUUAAAAAAAUGGAAUAAAUGAGGAACAUUCUGCAGUUUUUAUCUACAGAUUUUUAUUUUUAUGAAGGGAGGAAAUGACCACUGUCAGACAGUGGUCAGUGUUACGGGCUGAGAGCUUUUCUAAUUUUUGCUACUUCAUUUUGGCCCAUCUGCUAUCUGAUACUACCUUUUGGGUGAUUCUUUUAUGUACUUUUCAAACGUAUGUAUCUCUUCCUGAAAUGUUUUUGAGUAGUUCAGCACAAUUGUACUUGGUGGUAACUGACGUUGCAUGUGCGUAAACAUAUAUCUAACAUUUCUCAUCAGAUGUUUUUUCCUCUGCAUCUAAAGCCUGGUCCCCCUUUGAGUGUGAAGAUCUUUUACUGUUGCCCACAUUCAUUGUUUUUGUCCAAGGGGCAUAGUUUAUAGAUGCACAUAGUAAGCAGCCAGUUUCAUGUUCUAAUGACACUCUAGGAAAUCAGGAUUCUCAUGUAGUACGUAAUGGUCAUUUGAGAUUUAGGGGACAACAGCAGGGAUCCACUUUAAACAAAUAAAUUGGUUUGACACUAAGUCUAAAUUGUAUCCUUGAACCAUUCUAAUUUUGAUCAGUAGGGCACAAUGGUGCACAUUUAUUCAGACAGAACUAGAUAUAUUUUUUCAAAAUUCUGGUAUAGGGUUUUCUAUGUGUAAAAAGACUCUUUGAGGCUUUCCCUUCUGUUUCUGAAUCCUGGCCUCUUUUUGGUUAAUUUAGCUAGUCAUUUUAGUAAAUCCAAACUGAUAAGUAAAGAAGAUAAAUUGCUUUUUGGGUGGGUGUACCAGUCAUUAGCCCAUUACAACAUAAAUAAUAUCUUAUUAAUUGAGAUGUUUAAAUAUCUUUACAUUUUACAUUUAAGAAAUAACAUUUCUACCUAAUAAGAAAAUAUUUAUAGGUAAGGGUUAGGUAACAGGUUGAUUACAGGUACAAAAAUGAAAGUGCAAAAUGCCUUAGACACCCAAAUGUUGUCAGUUCCAAAUUUGGAAAUAUUAAAAGCUCUAAACCAGAAAAAGCCAAAAAGCAGAUCUAUUAUCCUCUUCUGUGAAUCUUAUAUAAAUAUUAGUUAUUGUGUAAUAAUACUUACAGAGCACAACUUAGAUUAAAUGAUAGAUGCCUUAGAAACACCAUGAUAGUAAAAGACAUUAAGCUUUAUCGAGAUACCAUAUAUCUCAAGAUAGAAAAAAUACUCAAAAGACCGAAAGUUAAAUUGCGUAUGGAAGUGGGAGACAGUGAGAAACGUAAAAUCUAUAGUGUUUCUGAUGUAAUGACUAACAGUGAGUAGUUUUAACCACCUCUUCAGUUACCUAGACUUCAGUGUCUCACAUGUUUUUGAUUGUGCAUCCCUUUCCCAUAAAAUGUUUUUUUGUGUGUAUCCCAUAAAACAUUUUGAUCAUGCACCCCAAUAUAUGUAUAUUCAUUUAUUUAUACAGUAUGUACAUGUACUACUGUACUAUUAUGUACAUUAUUAAACAUACACAGAAAUAAAAGAUCAGAUAAAGAUGAAACAAAUUCUGUUCUAAAAAGUAUUUCAUUUAAUUUAUUAAUGGUACCAAAAAUAAUUUCUUUUUGCACCCUAAUGGAUUGUCUUGUGCACCCCACUUUGGAGACCAAUGAUGUAGAUAUCAUCAAAGAGUUAUUGUUGCACAAGUAGUCAGUAUGUUUCAUCAUAACAAGACCUCCAUUUUAACUGUAUCUCCUACCAGAGAUUAAAAUGCUGACAUCCAGUAAGAUGACUUCUGUUUCUGAAAAGAAAAGAAAAUGGGAGAGAAGAGCCAGGUUAUGGAGGCACUGAUGAACAGUCUAGCAUGGGGGAAAGUUUGAAUCUGGAUCAGCUGAAUGUAGAACAGUUAUCAAGUAUUAGUUGAUAAAUUCCAAAUUCUAUUUCCUGUAGUUAUCUGGGAUGGUCAUGCUAAAAUUGGAAAGAAUACUUAAACAUGGGAACUAAGCUGGAUCUGAGUUUUUGAUAUUCAGGCCACCAAAGAGUUUCCAGUGCACAUCAGAUACCACCUAGGACUACAGACAACUGAUGUGCUUUUCUUAGCAGCGUGUCAGUUCUCAUAGAGCUUGUAGAGGUAGUAUGUGGACCACAGGCUUUAAAUCCCGGAGCUGAGUUACUGCAGAGUGAAAGGGAGAUCAAAUGUACAAAGUGAAAAAUAUUUUGGACAGAGAUUUGAAAAGAGUUAUUGAAUAUAACAAUGCGCAAAGUCUAUGUAGCUGAUGAAGCCCCAUAGAGAAAGUUUUUACAUCCAGUCAGACAGCAGAGAUGUGAAAGGGAGAACGUAUCUUCUAGUAGUAGAGGCAAAGGAGUCUAAGCAUAUAUCAGUCUGUCAUCAGAGAUGGAGAGAAGGCAGUAAAACAGCUUUUGCUGGUCUUGAGCAUUCCCAGCUUUUUGUUGUAAGGAGGAAUAUCACCAGACUUUCUGUACAUAAUAUAUGAUAGGCACGCUAGCCUUUGGGGACUGGAUAUCAAGGAAGAGAGCUGAAUGCUGAUUAUAGAGCUGUUGAUAUGGAAACUAGCUGUAGUACUUACCUACUAGAAUGGAUGGUCAUGUGGAUUAAAAAUGUUACUGUGCUGAGUCUAGAUGACAGUAAUUUUUGCAAGGAAGAGUUGGUCAUCUGUCCCCGAACCUCUGAGCUUUUGCUUCUUAACAGUUUCUGGAAGCCAUUUUAGGUAAGGCUUAGAGGCAUAGAAAUGUAUAUAAGCCUUUUUAGCAGGGACCACCAUUUUAGGCGAUUCAGUCAGCUGUUAAGGAAAGAUUUUUUGGGUGUAAGACAAGCACGGAUUUAGAGUAUUCUCGUAGAUCCUCCACAUUUUUACAUGUGACUGUUGAUACAAAGUGGUUUUUUUUCUACUAGAUAUGACAUAGUAAAGCAACCGAUACUGUUCUCUGCAACCCUGAUCUGGUGUGGAUUUGAAGAAUGGAAAAAUAAUACUUUCCAUUCUUAUUCAUAGACUUCCGUGGGCAAGGAAGGGUUGGUAUAUUUGUGAAGGGAAGAAAGGACAAGUUCCUCACUCUGGAGGAGAAGUAGGUUAUGAAUUAGGCUGAUAGAAAAGUUCACGUUUACAGUGAAUUUAAGGAAGACCAUUUCGAGGGUGUUUCUGCAUUUCCCUUUUGUUGCAUUUAGAAACAGUGCAAGUGUUAAUAGAAUGUAGAGUCCGGAUAGUAAUGUAUCAGCAUAUUAAGUUCUGCCUAGUUUGUGGGUGAGAAAGGGCUCAUAAAAGAUUUAUGUGAAUUUCUGUGUCUACUAAGUCUACUUUUUUACUUGGAGGCAACUGGUAGAUGCAAUUACAUAUAACACUGUCUCAGCAAUAGAUUUUGGUUUUGGUUUGGAAGGAAAUGUACUUAAGGAGUUAUAUAUGUCAUUUGGUUGUUCAUUCCUAUAGGAAGCAGAAUUGAUAAGCAGUCAAAAUGCCUACCUACAAGAUAGUGAUAUCCAAAGCCCAGUCUCAGUUAGGCACUCAUUGAUGUUGCUACGGAGAAGGCUUUUUGGUAUAUCUAUUAAUAAGAGGAGGUAAAGAAACAUGUGAGAAAGGACUUUGAAAGUGUUGCAUACAUUGAAUUACAUCUUUUGUUGCAUUCAUAACUCUUUGAUGUACUUCUGUACAUGUAUGUACCAUAUUAAAAAGAGUAUUGGCUGCUAAAAUGUCUCUGGUUCUUCAGGCUGAGGUCAGUUGAACAGGGGAAAUAGGUUUGGAGAGCUCUCUAACUGAGAAAUGUCAGCUGUGCUAAUCUGGAUGACUGAGUACAGAGUUUGAGCCUAACAUUAAUUUUGCAGGUCUUUAUAUUUUUAAUGUAGUAGCAAAAUUCUUUGUCAAACAGUAUAUUGAAUAUUUGGUACCAGAAAGUGCAGUUGCGUUUUCCCACCAGUAUUAUAUUACAUUAAUCUGUGGCUUAACCUAAGACAUACACAAAAUAAGGAGUGAAUUUUUGUUUUAGACAAAUUGCAAUACAAUUUCAAAUAUACUUCAACACAGGAAUGGAAUAGGAAUGGAGUUUUAUUAUAGGUCUUUGAAAUUUUUGGAGUAAAAUAUUUUAAUCAGAAAACACUAUUACAUUGAUAGUUUUUUGGGAGUAUGUGCUAUUUCCAGAAUUUUAUGGGAUGAUCGUUCAUGUACAAAAUGGCACUUGAUGAAGUGGGAGGAAAAAACAGUAACCCAGUUGUUGCUACCUCUUUGGCCUGUCACACAUUUUUGCUAUGCAUAUUUCCUGUUUAUGGUAGAAGCAAUGACACUACUAAGCUUCCUUGAUACUUAGUUUAUCAGUGUCAUAAAGUACUUACAUCUUAGGGAGGAAGGAUCUGGACAGGUGAAUACAAUACACAGUGUUACAUGGACAAACCAGGAAGGUGUCCUGAAGCACAGAAAGAAGAUUGAGCAGAAGCUGUAUAAACAGGUAUCCAUUCAAUUCAGUUUUAUCAAUGUAGUGGAAGGCCAGGAGUCAAGAUGACUGUUUCAGUUAUACGAUGGUGAGGAAUGGGAAUGUUGUAUUGACUGUUGGUACAGCUGUAAAUAUAUCGCAAAUAUUUCAUAUCUGGUGUUUACAAGAAGUGUGGUUUACCCCAGGAGGUGUGUAUAGUUUGUCUUCCUCACUACUACUAUGCAAAGUACUGUCUGCUAAUGUUAUUCCCUGGAUUCUGUCUGUUCAUCAGCAUUGUGUAUUAAGCACAAAAACUGUAUAGUAUUUUAUGAGUUUCAGGAGGACACUUUAGAAGCUGGUGUUUAUAUUUUCCCAUCCAUCUUACAAAUGCAAGGGCAAAAGAAACAACAGAAAUAUUAGUUACUUGCCCCACCUAUCCUUACAGCAGUGUGUGGGAGGAGUAGCACAAAUGUAUUGUGAUGUAGGAAUGCUUGUGCAUGCCUAAAUGGAAAUGUUUGUUUACCAAAUGGCAAAUAUGGAAGUCUUAUCUCAGGAGAUACUAGGCAGAAAUAAGUUGCACUUUGACUUUGCUGAACUUAAUAUACAAUUUUUCCUCCACAUGAAAUAUUUCCACAGGAAUGUAAUGCUUGUGAAAAGUUGAUGGAUCAGCAGUUGCAGAGACUGAACUCCUCUACCUGCAGGAAAGGUAACAGGAACUAGAUUUCACCUUUAGAACGCUGUACCUCACUCCUUGAACUGGAAGGGCCUUUUCCUAGGUCAGAAGAGGAGUUUGAUAACCCAAGGCUCCACCUCGUUACACCUGUAACGCAGAUAUCAAGGAAAUGAGAUAGAUGCUAGUUACAGAAAUCUUUUUUAUGAUGCCUGAUUGAAUUUUUGAUGCACAGUUUUUUGGGAAAAGCCUAACUCUUUGAAUGAUUUUUUUCUCUAGGUUUUUCUGCAUCAGCAGGAUGCGUGCUUUCCUUCUUAUUGGGACACUUAUCUCUUGGUAAUGCCCCCUUCACAGUAAAGGGAAGAAGGGACAGACCAAAAGUAAAGUGGAAUGGGGAAAUGUCCAGACAUGGGGUUAGCAGUCAUAAUGAACGCUGUCUUACAAACACAGAGAACUGAAUAAAAGAGUUAAUACUUCUAA
Messenger RNA from Cygnus olor (mute swan), 14148 nucleotides. RefSeq names its product ribosomal modification protein rimK like family member B (gene RIMKLB). Gene Ontology annotation, biological process: protein modification process. The coding region runs from base 894 to 2054 and encodes 386 amino acids. Gene Ontology annotation, cellular component: cytoplasm. NCBI's taxonomy places the organism in Eukaryota, Metazoa, Chordata, Aves, Anseriformes, Anatidae. The transcript has 8 exons. The record is from RefSeq and is a predicted model, not a curated record. Gene Ontology annotation, molecular function: ATP binding; metal ion binding; ligase activity, forming carbon-nitrogen bonds.